Molecule: messenger RNA, 1423 nt
Organism: Jatropha curcas
Lineage: Eukaryota; Viridiplantae; Streptophyta; Magnoliopsida; Malpighiales; Euphorbiaceae
Gene: MYB16
Product: myb domain protein 16
Source: RefSeq, a predicted model, not a curated record
CGCUGACCUUUCUUCUCUGCCCAUCUCCUCAUUUACAAGCACAAAAUCCUUUCUAAAUCUCUUUCUUUCAUUUUUCUUGCUUUAUAUAGAGAGCACAAGUAACUUCAUUAUUGACUUCACUAGCAAAAUGGGUAGGUCUCCUUGCUGUGACAAAGUAGGUUUGAAGAAAGGACCUUGGACACCUGAAGAAGAUCAAAAACUCUUAGCUUAUAUCGAUGAGCAUGGCCAUGGAAGCUGGAGAGCUUUACCGGCAAAAGCAGGUCUUCAAAGAUGUGGAAAGAGUUGCAGGCUUAGAUGGACUAAUUACUUAAGACCAGAUAUUAAGAGAGGAAAGUUCAGUUUACAAGAAGAACAAACCAUUAUUCAACUUCAUGCCCUUUUAGGCAACAGGUGGUCAGCUAUAGCAACUCAUUUACCAAAAAGAACUGAUAAUGAAAUCAAGAACUACUGGAAUACACAUUUAAAGAAAAGAUUAGCAAAAAUGGGGAUUGAUCCAGUUACCCACAAGCCAAAAAAUGAUGCUUUACUUUCUAGUGAUGGUCAAACCAAGAAUGCAGCAAAUCUUAGCCACAUGGCUCAAUGGGAAAGUGCUCGGCUCGAAGCUGAGGCUAGGCUGGUACGAGAAUCUAAGCUGCGUUCACAUUCACUUCAACACCAACUUAGCCCUACUGGCUAUGUUUCCGUUUCUUGUUCUGGUUCUGGUUCAGUUUCUGGUCAGGCUCCGCCACCUAAAGCUUGGAAUAAUGGAGGAAAUGCUCUAAGCAGCAAUGGAAUUGGAGGCGGCCUUGAAUCUCCGACGUCUACUCUUACUUUUUCGGAAAAUGCACUGCCACAACCGCCACCAUCAGCAGCAUCUCAAAUCUUGAAUUCCUCGGGAAUUGGAGGAGAGAAUUCAAUUCCUAUUAUUGAGUUGGUAGAUACUUCAGGCUCAUCAGAGACCGGAAUUAUUAAGGAAGAAGGUGAACAUAAUUGGAAAGGAAUUGAAAAUUCAAAUUCUGUUUCUUUUACAUUUUCAAUGGAAGGGCCAUGGAGUGCAGAAUCUUCAAGAAUAAAUAGUUGCAGUAAUAUUCAUGUAGGACAUGCUAUGGAAGAAGGGUUUACUAAUCUCUUGCUUAGUGAUUCUGGUGACCGGAGUUUAUCCGAUAGCGGUAAAGACUCCGAUAAUAGUGGUGGUGGUAGUGAUUAUUACGAAGAUAACAAGAAUUAUUGGAAUAGCAUUCUUAAUUUGGUGAAUUCUUCUCCUUCUGAUUCACCCAUGUUCUAAAAUAUAUAUAUGUAUAUUUAUAUGUAAAAUUUGCUACAAAAUUAAUUGUUCUUGAUCAUGUUCUCUAAGAGAAGUAUCAUGUACAAACAAUGAGCUCUUCUCAACUUAUUAAAUGUAGUGAAACUGAUUUAUUAUUAUGACUAUUAUUUUUUUUCCUAU